This is a messenger RNA of Aspergillus niger, 2280 nucleotides long. RefSeq lists its product as uncharacterized. The record is from RefSeq and is a predicted model, not a curated record. Bases 1 to 2280 code for a protein of 759 amino acids. Gene Ontology annotation, cellular component: cytosol. Lineage: Eukaryota; Fungi; Ascomycota; Eurotiomycetes; Eurotiales; Aspergillaceae. Gene Ontology annotation, biological process: glutathione metabolic process. The transcript is spliced from 3 exons. Gene Ontology annotation, molecular function: 5-oxoprolinase (ATP-hydrolyzing) activity.
AUGGCGUUUUAUCGAAUCGGUGUGGAUGUGGGUGGCACCAAUACCGAUGCUGCCAUUCUUAACGCGGCACCUGCAGCCCUCCCAGAACAGGACUUGCAUCGAGAUCAACGGAGGGGGGUGUGCGCUUCCAGCAAAACCCCAACCACUGCUGAUGUAACGUCUGGCAUCUGCACGGCAAUCGUUGAUGUCCUCGCCAAGGCGCAGAUUCCCGCCCAGGAGGUGCGCAGCGUGGCCAUCGGCACUACCCACUUCGUCAACGCCGUCGUUGAGGCCGACCCCCGUCGACUCAGUAGGGUCGCUGUCAUUCGUCUGUGUGGUCCUUACACUAGAGCGGUCCCGCCAUUCUCUGACUUCCCACCACGGCUGCGUGACAUUAUCGGAGGCCCGGUUUUCUAUCUAGAUGGUGGCCUCGAAAUCGAUGGUCGGGAAAUCUCGCCCAUCUGCCCUCAACAGAUAGAGAAUGCCGUGUCUGAGAUCGAGAAGGCUGGGAUUACGACCGUCGCGCUCGUUGGGGUGUUCUCUCCCCUCGAUCACCGGGGCACAAAUGAGGCAGCCUGCAAGGGACUGAUGUUACAGCAGAACCCCAACUUGUCAGUGGUGUGUUCUGCCGACAUUGGCAGCGUUGGCCUAUUGGAACGUGAGAAUGCCACAAUCCUCAACGCCUCCAUCCUGGACCUGGCGAAGAAGACUAUUCGAGCUUUUUGUCAGGCCAUGAAGGAUCUACAGCUGAAGUGUCCAUUGUAUCUUACUCAGAAUGAUGGCACCCUGACUAGCGCUGCGAUGGCCGCCGAGCGCCCUAUUCAGACCUUUGCCAGUGGGCCGACGAACAGUCUGACAGGGGCAGCUUAUCUGGCCGGUCUGGACCAACGGAGCAACAACAGCAGCAUCCGCGGCAACACAGACACCCAAAUACUGGUCAUGGAUGUCGGAGGAACGACUACCGAUGUUUGCGCUCUCUUGCCAUCUGGAUUCCCUCGCAAGGCGCCCAACUUUGUCGAAGUCGGUGGAGUACGUACGGCCUUUCCUAUCCCCGAAGUGCUUUCAGUGGGCCUGGGUGGAGGGAGUCGCAUCCACAUUGAUCAUGCCCAAGAUGCCGUUAGUGUUGGACCGGACUCGGUCGGAUACCGACUGACACAGGAAGCUCUAGUCUUCGGCGGCCAUACCAUGACCUCAACAGAUAUUGUUGUCGCGUCUGGCAAGGCUGGGCUGGGAGAGCCCUCUCGGGUAGCGCACCUCCCGGCUACCAUUAUUGACAAAGCACGCGCGGGCAUAAAGAAAAUCCUCGAGCGGGCUAUUGAUGAGAUGAAGGUGUCUGACCAGCCCGUGACCCUCUUGCUGGUCGGGGGCGGCUCCAUCGUCUACAUGGAUGCACUGGAGGGCGUCACCGAGUGCAUUCUCCCUCCACACUAUGACUCAGCCAACGCAGUUGGGGCUGCCAUUGCCAAAGUAUCUGGUGAGGUGGAUGUUAUUGAGAUCCUGGAAGGUCGCGAUGAGGGAGCCGUAGUUGAAGCAGCAAAGCAGCAAGCGGUGCAGGCCGCCAUCGCACGCGGCGCUGACAAGGACGAUGUGAGCGUCGUGGAGGUGGACAAGAUCCCUCUGCAGUACGUCACGAACAAGGCGGUCCGUCUUAUUGUCAAAGCUGUUGGCAGGCUUGCAGCCCCCGCUCCAGGUAGUGAAUCUGCAGAAGACCAUGUGGUAUCUUGGAUGUCAAUCAAUGUCAAUGAUUCGCCCCUUACAGAACCUUCCACCGUGGAGAUGGUGGCGAACGGCACUCCUCCAUCCUUGAUCACUACCAAACACACUGCAUCCCUCAAUCUUGACACUUAUGUUCCUGAAGUGGCGGACCACGUUUGGUACCUUUCCGCCGUCGACUUGGAAUUCAUCGCAACCGGGACCGGUGUAUUGGGCACAGGUGGAGGGGGACCGUCUUAUCUGCAGUACUUGCAAUGUCUAGAUUGGCUGCAAAGCUCAGAGGCAAAAGGUCGCAUGAGGGUGGUACCCCCAGACCGCAUGAACGACUCGGGUGUUUGCGUGUUUGGAUCGUGGUAUGGUGCCCCCAGUGUGUCCGGGGAGCGAAUUCCGGCCAAGAUCGAGCUCACGACUGCCAUCGACCAUGCCGUGCGUCUCUCUGGAUAUACGCAUUUCGAUGGGAUCAUUGCCGACGAGAUUGGCGGAGGGAACGGGAUGUCCACCUUUCCCACCAGCGCCUACUACGAUAUCCCGGUUCUCGACGGUGAUCUCAUGGGCCGCGCCUAUCCCACCAUGGAGCACGGUAAGUAG